Molecule: messenger RNA, 848 nt
Organism: Passer domesticus (house sparrow)
Lineage: Eukaryota; Metazoa; Chordata; Aves; Passeriformes; Passeridae
Product: histone H2A-IV
Exons: 1
Coding region: 1-390 (129 amino acids)
Biological process (GO): heterochromatin formation
Cellular component (GO): nucleosome; chromatin
Molecular function (GO): protein heterodimerization activity; DNA binding; structural constituent of chromatin
Source: RefSeq, a predicted model, not a curated record
AUGUCCGGGCGCGGGAAGCAGGGCGGGAAGGCGCGCGCCAAGGCCAAGUCGCGCUCGUCGCGGGCCGGGCUGCAGUUCCCCGUGGGCCGCGUGCACCGGCUGCUGCGCAAGGGCAACUACGCGGAGCGCGUGGGCGCCGGCGCGCCGGUGUACCUGGCGGCCGUGCUGGAGUACCUGACGGCCGAGAUCCUGGAGCUGGCGGGCAACGCGGCCCGCGACAACAAGAAGACGCGCAUCAUCCCCCGCCACCUGCAGCUCGCCAUCCGCAACGACGAGGAGCUCAACAAGCUGCUGGGCAAGGUGACGAUCGCGCAGGGCGGCGUGCUGCCCAACAUCCAGGCCGUGCUGCUGCCCAAGAAGACCGACAGCCACAAGGCCAAAGCCAAGUAGACGCUUCCUGAGGCUCUCCUCCAAACAAAGGCUCUUUUCAGAGCCGCCCACAUUUCUCAUAAAGGGUUGAGUCACUGCACUUUUCGUUAUCCAGUGAAGACUCUUAGGGACGCGUGAGUUGUCUUUAAUUCAGUAAUCUUAAAUUAUGCAUUUCUUUCGCUUAUGUUUCCUUGUUCUCGUACAGAAGUUGUCUUAAAGCUGUUUUGUUUUUUUUUUUUCUUCAAGAUCGCAUGUUUUAUUAUCACCGAGGUGAUAUUUCGCUGCUUAUGUCUUUUUAGCAUUUCUUAAUUGAAUGUUGUAUUAGUGUGUUGGCAGUGGGGGUUUUAUAACGGCGCAAAUAUCCCGGCUCCGGCCCAGCCCGCUCCGCCUUUGCUGUAAGUGCUCUGUUCAGUCAGUACCUGUUGGAUGGCAACAAUAAAGUCUGAGCAGUCCGGAUUGUUUCCUUUGAGAGCACUAAA